GCUACAAAGCUGUCUCUUUUCCUGGGUUAGAUCAGAGGAAAGGAACAGCUGGCAGGAGAGGAGCAUGGGCCACCGGCUUCCGCUCUCGCUGUGCUCCCUGUUGCUCCUGAUUCAAACCUGCGUCCCAGCCGCCCUGAGCCUGCGCUGUCUGAAGUGUGACAGGAACCAGAAGUGUCAGGUGGAGGAGUGUGCUCUGGGCCAGAACCUCUGCAGAACCACCAUCCUGCGCGAAUGGGAAGAAGAAGAACUGAAGGUGGUGACGAGAGGCUGUGCCCACUCGGAGAAGACCAACCGGACCAUGAGCUACCGAAGCGGCGCCAAGAUCAUCAGCCUGAUGGAGACUGUGUGUGGGGAAAACUUGUGCAACCGACCCAGAACUGGUAGCCAACAGCUCACCUUUGCCAGGGGCCGGUACCGGGAGUGCGUGUCUUGCACCUCUUCUGACCUGAGCUGUGAGCGGGGUCGGGAGCAGAACCUGCAAUGCCGCUAUCCCGGGGAGCAGUGCCUGGACGUGGUGACCCACCAGAGUGUGGCAGGAAGAAUGGAUGAAAACUACAUCCGGGGCUGUGGCAGUCUUCCGGGAUGUCCAGGCCAGACUGGCUUCCACAACAACCACACCUUCCACUUUCUUCGUUGUUGCAACAGCUCCCAGUGCAACCAAGGCCCAGUCCUGGUUCUUCAACACCUGCCAAUGAAUGGUGUCCAGUGUUACAGCUGUGAGGGGAACAGCACCCACGGCUGCUCCUCCGAACACACCUCCCUCAUCGACUGUCGAGGCCCCAUGAAUCAGUGUCUGGAGGCCACAGGCUCUGAUGGGCUGGACAAGCGGAGGUACACCGUGCGAGGCUGUGCCACAUCCUCGUGGUGUGAAGGCUCCCACAUGGUGGACACCUUCGACCUGACCCACCUCAAUGUGACCUGCUGUACUGGCAGUGGUUGCAACAGUCCACUCCGAGAUGUCCAGCACCGUCGGGGCGCUGCCCCCCGGCUGAGGCCUGUCCACUUCAGCCUCUCCAUGUGUCUGCUCACGACCAUCAGACUGUGGGGAGGGACUCUCCUCUGGACUUGACGCCUCCAGCCCACCACCCUGGCUGGUUCCAGGGACAUGUUUGUUUUGCUUUCCAGGUAGGGUCUCACUGUAGCCCAGGCUAACCUGGAACUCACUCUGUAGUCUGAGGCUGGCCUCGACCUCACACCGAUCCUCCUACCUCUGCCCCCUGAGUACUGAGAUCGAAGGUGUGUGGACCCCUGCCGGACUUCUUUUGUUGUUGUUGUUUUGUU
This is a messenger RNA of Jaculus jaculus (lesser Egyptian jerboa), 1281 nucleotides long. RefSeq names its product plasminogen activator, urokinase receptor (gene Plaur). The transcript has 7 exons. The record is from RefSeq and is a predicted model, not a curated record. The coding region runs from base 65 to 1069 and encodes 334 amino acids. NCBI's taxonomy places the organism in Eukaryota, Metazoa, Chordata, Mammalia, Rodentia, Dipodidae. Gene Ontology annotation, cellular component: plasma membrane.